Dioscorea cayenensis subsp. rotundata (Guinea yam) is the source of this 600-nucleotide messenger RNA. RefSeq lists its product as uncharacterized. Lineage: Eukaryota; Viridiplantae; Streptophyta; Magnoliopsida; Dioscoreales; Dioscoreaceae. Bases 1 to 600 code for a protein of 199 amino acids. The record is from RefSeq and is a predicted model, not a curated record. The transcript is spliced from 2 exons.
AUGGAGUCCUCUCAGCACCUUCCUAGUGAAAGCUUUUCCCAUGGCUGGCUUCUGAACAUCAAGCCACCAUCAAUGGAUGCUCACAGUGACAACUUUGAGACUGGUUCCUUUAUAGAAAUAGACCCCAAUUUGAUCUCCAUGAGAUUUUCUCAUGAUGAUCAUGGCUUUGUUUUCAGCCUCCCUAGUUCUGAACAACUUCCAGUUAUAGUUCCUGCCACUCAAAUCAUCUCAGGUGGUGUUGUCGUCCCACUUCAACCAGAAAACAACUUCUCACAUUCUUCGUUUGGGCAUUCGCUUUCUGAAAACUCAUCUAAGCCACUGCUAUCAUUGAAGAAUAUAACCUCAAGAAACAGCAAACUCAAGCUCUCUAUCUUGUGGGGUUGCACUAAGAUUCCCAAGAAGACCUUCUGCAAAUACUUGUGUUUUCUCUUCCCAUUCUGCAGCAAAGUUAGAUGCUUGAGAUUGACUCCUCCUACAAUAUCUGCAAGAAUUCACAGCAAUGCCUACACCCCACCGAUGAUUGAUAUUCGCAGUGAAUCAAUCAAAGAAGCUGUUCUUUACUGCAAGAAUUCAACUAGAGCAAAUGAUGAACACUUAUAA